Molecule: messenger RNA, 1335 nt
Organism: Procambarus clarkii (red swamp crayfish)
Lineage: Eukaryota; Metazoa; Arthropoda; Malacostraca; Decapoda; Cambaridae
Product: mucin-17-like
Source: RefSeq, a predicted model, not a curated record
AUGCAUAAAAGAAAAACACUUCUGAAAAGUUCAGAAGCUGAAUCUCAUAUUCUUCGAGAUACGACAACUCUAAUGGAACAGAUUGAAAUAAAACCGAAAUUAGGAAACAACAGAGACUCUACAUGUAAAGAUAGACACAAGCGUGAAACUGUAAAUAAUACCAAAGUUUCACUUUCAUAUAACGAAUCAAAAACCUCUCAUAGAUUAAAUAUUACACCGGAACAAGCCACUGGACCGUUAACUACUUCAGAACAAGCCACUGGACCGUUAACUACUUCAGAACAAGCCACUGGACCGUUAACUACUUCAGAACAAGCCACUGGACCGUUAACUACUUCAGAACAAGCCACUGGACCGUUAACCACUUCAGAACAAGCCACUGGACCGUUAACUACUUCAGAACAAGCCACUGGACCGUUAGCCACUUCAGAACAAGCCACUGGACCGUUAACUACUUCAGAACAAGCCACUGGACCGUUAACUACUUCAGAACAAGCCACUGGACCGUUAACUACUUCAGAACAAGCCACUGGACCGUUAACUACUUCAGAACAAGCCACUGGACCGUUAACUACUUCAGAACAAGCCACUGGACCGUUAACUACUUCAGAACAAGCCACUGGACCGUUAACUACUUCAGAACAAGCCACUGGGCCGUUAACUACUUCAGAACAAGCCACUGGACCGUUAACUACUUCAGAACAAGCCACUGGGCCGUUAACUACUUCAGAACAAGCCACUGGACCGUUAACUACUUCAGAACAAGCCACUGGGCCGUUAACUACUUCAGAACAAGCCACUGGACCGUUAACUACUUCAGAACAAGCCACUGGACCGUUAACUGCUUCAGAACAAGCCACUGGGCCGUUAGCCACUUCAGAACAAGCCACUGGACCGUUAACUGCUUCAGAACAAGUCACUGGACCGUUAACUACUUCAGAACAAGCCACUGGACCGUUAACUGCUUCAGAACAAGCCACUGGGCCGUUAGCCACUUCAGAACAAGCCACUGGACCGUUAACUGCUUCAGAACAAGCCACUGGACCGUUAACUACUUCAGAACAAGCCACUGGACCGUUAGCCACUUCAGAACAAGCCACUGGACCGUUAGCCACUUCAGAACAAGCCACUGGACCGUUAACUACUUCAGAACAAGCCACUGGACCGUUAACUACUUCAGAACAAGUCACUGGACCGUUAACUACUUCAGAACAAGCCACUGGACGGUUAACUACUUCAGAACAAGCCACUGGACCGUUAACUACUUCAGAACAAGUCACUGGACCGUUAACUACUUCAGAACAAGCCACUGGACCGUUAACCACUCCAAAAUGA